ACGCCCUUCGGCCUCCUCAGAGUGUUCAGCGUCGUGAUCCCUUUCCUGUAUGUUGGCACUCAGAUCAGUAAGAACUUCGCAGCCCUGCUUGAAGAACAUGACAUCUUUGUCCCGGAGGAUGAUGACGACGAUGAUUAA
This is a messenger RNA of Nestor notabilis (Kea), 138 nucleotides long. RefSeq names its product single-pass membrane protein with aspartate-rich tail 1 (gene SMDT1). Lineage: Eukaryota; Metazoa; Chordata; Aves; Psittaciformes; Psittacidae. The transcript has a single exon. The annotation marks the transcript as partial. The record is from RefSeq and is a predicted model, not a curated record. Gene Ontology annotation, cellular component: uniplex complex; mitochondrial inner membrane. Gene Ontology annotation, biological process: calcium import into the mitochondrion; mitochondrial calcium ion homeostasis.